Malassezia restricta is the source of this 1404-nucleotide messenger RNA. RefSeq lists its product as uncharacterized. The record is from RefSeq and is a predicted model, not a curated record. The transcript has a single exon. Lineage: Eukaryota; Fungi; Basidiomycota; Malasseziomycetes; Malasseziales; Malasseziaceae. The coding region runs from base 1 to 1404 and encodes 467 amino acids.
AUGCACCUCGAUGACGACGCUUUGGAGCGAGCCCAAAGGAACGCCGACCACGCGGAGGCGCGCCGUCUGUUGACGACGACCGGUAUACGCGGUGCUGACUCUUUGAUUAGUGUGUCCAAGUAUUGGUGCGCGAUAGAUGCGCUUCAGCUGGACGUGUCUGUGGAUGCAUGGCGUGAUGCAUGGUGCAGUGCCGCCUUGACGAAGCAAGCCGCCGCCGUGCUCGAGGAAGCAGUGGUCUCUCGUGAAGAUGCCAUGUAUAUCUUGAUGCAGUAUAUUCGCCCCAUUUUUCGCGCACAGAACAAGGCCGUAUGGGAGGACGAGGCGCCGAGUUGGACGAGUACACACGCCGUGCAGGGACACAUGCCCUUGGGAUGCCAUAAUGUGCUUGCCUGGCUUAUGACGCGUCUGGGGCCUGUGUGGGAUGAGGCAUGGCCUUUGGUACUACCGCCUAUUAUGACAUGGCUAGACUCGUCGAUGCCUCAGGCCAAAAUCUACGGCGCAUGCACGGCAUACCUGCUCGUGCGGUAUGCGCCGCGCACGCUGCUCACCCAGGCAGGGCUAGAUCGCCUCCUUGGAACGUCUCUCACACGCAUGCUGUCUUUCAUGACCGAUGCACAGGAUGGUCCCAUGAUCUUCAGUGCCGCCCUUCAGGCGCGUCUGGCGAUUAUCGCGCGCCGGCCUGUUGACGACCAGUUUGAUGGGCAGUGCACGCUCUUCUCCGAGAGUGUAUUGACAGCACUAUCUUACUGCGCGCCAGCUUCAUCAUCGACGUAUGCGGCUCGCCCCUCGGACCCCUCACGCACCGCCACCCUGAGCAGCCCCCGACUGCAGCAGGUCCUGGCGUACACGGCAUGUACAUGGGCAGCCUCUUUGUUCCGUCGUAUGGGUGAUCCAUGCCUACGUUUUUGGAAUGCAUGGAUGGACUGGACCUGUGCAUGGCUCCAAAAUGCCCUGAGCGCUUCGCCACGGCCUAGGCGGCCCGUGACGGAGAUGGUCGACGAGCUGGUCGAACAUGGCCACCUGGAGCGGUCGUCGCCCAGGAUGCCUGAUCAAGAGGCCAUGCUUGAGCUUCUACGGAGCUUGCAUGCAUGCACGGAGGCCACACGCGCCCUCGUCGAUUUGGCGAAAGAGGCACGUGUGGACCAUACCCCUUUACCGCAGCGUCCGCCUGGCCUCUCAGCAUGGUCAGCACGUCUUUUGACCGCAAGCUGCCAAUGUAUUAUACGUCUUGAGGAUCUCUCCUUGGACGAAGCCCUCAGCACGCCGCUCCUGACCUCCUUGCGCGCGCUAUGUGAUACCCUCUUGGAGGUGGAGCCUGCGUUGGGCGCAUCGCUGGUGGCCUUGGCACCCACACGACUCGGUGGGCUCACUCAAAAAAUGCCACGUGAUAUUCAGGCCUCGUAG